AUGCUCCGCAUUUGGCUUCUGCCGCUCGCCGCCAUUGCGGCAGAGGUCGGUCCGGUGGCCCCGCCGCCGCCGCUGGAGGCCGGCUGUGCGAGUCCUUUCCAGGACACGGUGGUGGCUCCGCUUCACUCGGCAGCUGACCAGUUGGAGCAUGUAGGGGCAGAACUUUUGAAGCGCCUUGCGCUGACAGUAUCCGACAAGACCAGUGAGGACGAGACCUUGUUGGAAAUGGGCACUGAACUUCGGAAGGCACUGGGCGAGGUGGUGCCGUUGUUGCUGCAAGCUCGGGACAACAGCUCGGCUGUUGACAUUGAUACGCGGCCUUCCAAUGCCUCGAAGGCCACUCUCGCCCAAAACGUCUUGCUGCACCUCCAGAAAUACUCGACUUGGGCUUGGCCUGUGCUGGACGGCUACUCGAAGGUGGCCUUUACUGAUGGCGAGCCCAUGACAGCCGACUUGAACAUGAGAAUGCAACGCGGCACUAAUGGCUCCUUGCAGUACUUGAGCUCCGUGUUGACCUUCGCCUGGGCAGCCGCGGAGUACCAGUUCCCAGUAAUCGAGGACCUCAUGGCAAGGAAUGACAGCAGCGGUGAGGUGGUCGCCAAGGCGGGUUGCUCCGCCAACUACGCGCAGUUGCUUGGGGACAUCACGAAGGUCUUUUCCGAUCUCUCAAACUCCAAGAUCUAUUGCUUCGAGUCGCUCACCAACAAGACCGCCCAGCGCGAGUGCGCGCAGAAUAGCAUCAAGUCACUCGAGAAGGUAACAGCAGCCAUCGCAGAGGCGGCGAAUGCGAUGUGGCAGUGCUUCGGCAUCUUCUGGGGGUGUUCCCAGUUGAUGAACUCGGCCUACAACAAGCUGUCACAGGCUUACUAUGCAAGCUUCAAAAUGUCCAGCAAAUGCAGCAUCGACAAGGAUGCCACUUGCGACGAGGACUUCUAUGCCUUCAAGGCAUUGGGAUCUCUCAGCGCAGCAAAAGGUUUGCUGCAGUCUGCUCAGCAGGAGUGUGACAUCAAAGGAGGCACCCUGGAGCAUCCGCUCAAUCCCUGGGCCGCUACGCCUUUCAUGCCCCGGAAGGACCCCAAAUCGGCUGAAUGA
Molecule: messenger RNA, 1092 nt
Organism: Symbiodinium sp. CCMP2592
Lineage: Eukaryota; Dinophyceae; Suessiales; Symbiodiniaceae
Source: the annotation of a GenBank genome assembly